Molecule: messenger RNA, 1063 nt
Organism: Emiliania huxleyi CCMP1516
Lineage: Eukaryota; Haptophyta; Isochrysidales; Noelaerhabdaceae
Exons: 6
Coding region: 32-640 (202 amino acids)
Source: RefSeq, a predicted model, not a curated record
CACAGCGUGAGGAGUGAGUGGCGAGUGCUGCAUGUCUCAGUCCAACGAGAACAUCGCGCCGAGCGUCGUCAUGGCGGUGGCGAAAGAGCUGAGGAAGCUUACCAACGAGCCGCUGGAGGGCAUCAAGGUGCUCCUCAACGAGGAGGACAUCACCAACAUCGUCGCUGACAUCGCAGGGCCCGUGGCGACGCCCUUCCACAGCGGCACCUUCAAGGUGAAGCUGGUGCUGCCGAGCGACUACCCCGCCUCGCCUCCAAAGGGCUACUUUCUGACCAAGAUUUACCACCCGAACAUCUCAAAGGCUGGCGAGAUAUGCGUCAACACGCUGAAGCGCGACUGGAAGCAGGACGUUGGCGUCGGGCACGUGCUGCAGGUGGUUCGCUGCCUGCUCAUCAACCCCUUCCCAGAGUCUGCACUCAACGAGGAGGCGGGCAAGCUAUUUAUGGAGGACUACGACCAGUACUUCAAAAAGGCGGCGAUGAUGACGGAGGUGCAUGCGAGGGUAGCGGGCGCGGCGGGCGCGGCGGGCACGAGCGCGACGGGCGAGGGGGGGCCGGUGGAGAAGCGGCAAAAGCCAAUCGAGACCAAGGAGGCGGAGAAGAGGAGGCAGGAGAAGAAGAAGUCCAUCAAGCGGCUAUGAGGCGCAGCGAGGGACCGAGGGUGUGCGCGCCGUCUGGCCGGGCGUGGGGUUGCGACCAGGGGCCUUUUGGGACGUGCCGUCGAGAUGAUGUGCCGUUCGAUGCAUGUGGCGACGAUGAAGCGGCCGGCGCGGCAGGAGGUAGCCUCUUGCGUCGGCGGCCGGUGUACUUUAUAGGACUAGGCAGGCGACACUGCGACGCUGCGGGGGGGAUUCAAGCAGCGGACGAGAUCUUUGCGGGUAUCCUCACGCACACCGGGGGGCGCGCGCACAGUCACACACACACGUGCCGCUUGGUUUAGGUGUGUGUCCCGCCGCGCUCAAACCGCCCCGCUCAGAGCCGCAUGUAAAGAAAGAGGACCGAGAGUCCGAGUACCGAGAUGCCGAGAAUAGAGUAACCAACGGGUAAUGAUUUUCCCAUCUGAU